Molecule: messenger RNA, 1707 nt
Organism: Anopheles moucheti
Lineage: Eukaryota; Metazoa; Arthropoda; Insecta; Diptera; Culicidae
Product: annexin B10-like
Exons: 3
Coding region: 449-1414 (321 amino acids)
Cellular component (GO): cytoplasm
Molecular function (GO): calcium-dependent phospholipid binding; calcium ion binding
Source: RefSeq, a predicted model, not a curated record
UCUACCGCCUGGCACAGUGCCAUAUCGACGCUUGUUCGCUCCGCAACGAUCGUGAAAGUGAGCCACUCUCAACUGUAUCUCGAAAUACUCGUGCAACGUGAAUCGUGACUCCAAGUAAACAAGAGAGAUUGAGGCCGGCUUGAGAGAAACGGACACUGCAUGCGUAGCGUGUAAAGAAAUAUAAACCCACCACCACCAGUUCGAGGACAACAAUUGUAUCGCAUACUCCAUUAGCAGCGAACCGGUUGGUUAACGUGUCUGCCAUUUGUAGUCAGACGAGUGAUUGCGGUGCAUCAGUAAACAGCAAGCAAUAGAAGUGAUCAUCUGACGUGUCCUCGGUUGAUCGUGUAAAGCAUUUUGUAAGCUCAAGUGAUUCACGCCGUAGUUCCCGAUCGGUGUUAUUCCUGAUUGCUUCCAAUCGGUAGUAACCUUCAUUUUCCUAUCAGCAAUGUCGUGGUAUUAUGUGCCUGUACCUACCGUACGUCCGGCGGAAAAUUUCAACCCAUCCGAAGACGCGGCCGCACUCCGUAAAGCGAUGAAAGGUUUCGGUACCGAUGAACAGGCGAUUAUCAACAUACUUUGCUCGCGGAGCAACUAUCAACGCCUGCAGAUUAUAGACGCGUUCAAACGGGACCUGAACCGUGAUCUCUUGAAAGACCUAAAGUCGGAACUGAGCGGUAAAUUUGAGGAUGUAAUCGUCGGUUUGAUGAUGCCCCCGUUGAACUAUCUCUGCAAACAGCUGUACAAGGCGAUGGAUGGCAUCGGCACGGAUGAGAGUACACUCAUCGAGAUUCUGUGCUCGCAGGAUAACGAAACGAUGCACGCAAUUUCACGUAGAUACGAAGAGAUGUACGAUCGACCGCUGGCUGAACACGUCUGCUCGGAAACGUCCGGUAACUUCCGGAAAUUGUUGACGCUUAUAAUUACCGGUACGCGGGAUCAGAAGGAUGUUACCAAUCCGGACCUAGCCGUUGAACAAGCCAAGAGCCUUUAUAACGCUGGAGAAGGAAAAUGGGGCACCGAUGAGUCGGUGUUUUAUAAAAUUCUGGCCCAUGCCUCCUUUAGCCAGUUGUCCAUUGUGUUCGAUGAGUACAAGAAGCUUACCGGCCGAACCAUCGAACAGGCAUUGAAGGCGGAGGUGUCUGGCGAUUUCUACGAAGCCUUGAGCGCGAUCGUCGAAUGCGUCCAGAUGGCGCCACAUUUCUUCGCCAAAAAACUGUUCUUGGCUAUGGACGGUCUCGGUACGGACGAUAAAACGCUGAUCCGAAUCAUCAUCAGCCGAGCGGAAAUUGAUUUGCAGAAUAUCAAGGAUGAGUUUGAACAAAUGUACAACAAAACUCUUCUCAGCAUGGUGAAGAACGAAACAUCCGGUGACUACAAACGUGUUCUUUGUGCGUUGAUUGGCGAUGCAUGAUCAAUCCAUCAAUAUGCAGAACUAUGAGUUAAACCCAACAAAACCAUUUAUUUUAAAUAAUAUGUAAACUGUUUUUACUGGAUUCGCCUGGAACCUAAUUUUACAUUUUACGCAGGACAAAUGGUCAUCGGAAUGGGAUUUAUAUCCUAUAAGUGCCAAUGUAUGUAUCAACGGAAGUCUACCAUUCACAUUCUUUCUAGCAUGACAAUGAACAAUGUAUUAUUUACAUGUAGUACUGUUUCUGAUAUAUGUUAAUAAAAUAAGAUUCUGUCCACGGCAGAAUAUACAGUGCA